Molecule: messenger RNA, 701 nt
Organism: Pseudomyrmex gracilis
Lineage: Eukaryota; Metazoa; Arthropoda; Insecta; Hymenoptera; Formicidae
Exons: 3
Coding region: 102-614 (170 amino acids)
Source: RefSeq, a predicted model, not a curated record
GGCGUGACGAGAGAUGGCUAUAUGGUGUGAGCACCUCUUGCACCUGCUGUUCAUGCAAAACGGCAUCAACUGGCUGAGAACGAUCGUUAAUCUGUUGCUGCAUGGUUUUCAUAGACUCGUUGAUCGUUGCCACCAGAAAGGACAUAUCCGUAGCCACUGGAUGCUCGGAGGAAAGUAAGUGCGCUAACGGUUGGUCGCCAAUCGGCGGCCUCCGCACUGCUAUCUUGGCACUUGACCGGGGAAGAACUUCUGAAGAACCAUGUCUAGCUUUAGCCGCGAGAUCAACGUUCCAAAUGAGACAUCAGCGAGUCAAUUAUUUUAAUUGGAUCGUCGCACACUUGAAGACCGUAUUUCUUUGCCUUGUUCUUCAACUCGUCCAAGGACAUUUUGUCCAAAACAGCAAGGAAAAAUUCAACGAGCACAAAGCGGAGUCGGAAACGGUGAAACAGCAGAGAAAAGGAGCAACGUGGAAACCGGAGCAACGACGGCAAAAGAGGAAGAUGCGAUCGGAACCAGGAAUACGACACAUCAAAUUGGAGCAUACAGCACAAUUUCUAGCAGCGAAGGAAAACGGAAGUGAGGGAGGAAAAGCGGAGCAGGAAUCCCACUUCUGAGAUUUAAUUGUCUGUAGAAUCUGAAUGAUUUUAUUUGUCAGAGUGGCUGAAGCCGUUGAAUGUAAGAACGGUGGAACGAGAAUAUAA